CCGAUGCAGCUGUUGCGAAAAAAGGCGGUCGUGAAAAAUAAACCUUGUAAAAUUAUUUAUUCCCGUUAAUGCAACCAAGUUGAAGUGAUUAAGUGACGCUAUGAACACCACCAAGGUGCCGCCGGAGUGGAAGAGGCGUGUCAAAUCGGAAUAUAUCAAAAUCAGGCAGCAGAAGCGCCACAAACGCGCCGACGAAAUCAAGGAGGCGUGGAUAAAGAACUGGGACGAGCACAAUCAUAAUGUACAAGAUCUGUACUGCGAGUCGAAAGUUUGGCAGGCUAAACCCUACGAUCCGCCGCAUGUGGACUGCGUGAAGCGAGCGGAAGUGACCAGCUACAAUGGCAUUCCCAGUGGUCCGCAGAAGAUUCCGAUCUGCGUGAUCAACGCCGUAACUCCCAUUCCUACCAUGUACACGUGGGCGCCCACCCAACAGAAUUUCAUGGUCGAGGAUGAGACGGUGCUGCAUAAUAUUCCCUACAUGGGCGACGAGGUCCUCGAUAAGGAUGGCAAGUUUAUCGAAGAACUGAUCAAGAACUACGAUGGCAAGGUACAUGGCGAUAAGGAUCCGUCGUUCAUGGAUGAUGCCAUCUUUGUGGAACUGGUGCAUGCCCUCAUGCGUUCCUAUAGCAAGGAAUUGGAGGAAGCCACUCCGGGAACAUCUACAUCCGUAAAGACGGAGACAUCUGUGAAACCCAAAGAUGGGAAUGAGGAUGAGGAUGUGGAUGUAGAAGGCGAAUCUCACACAAAACUUGAGAAAACCGAGAGUAAAGGCGAUAUUCCAGUGGUGGAGAAGAAGGAAAAGGAGGAAGCUGAGGCCACCGAGGGCGCCGAUGUUAAACCAGUUGUGGAUGAUGUUAAGGACAAGCUGCCGUUUCCUGCUCCUAUAAUUUUCCAGGCCAUCAGCGCUAACUUUCCAGAUAAAGGGACUGCCCAAGAGCUCAAAGAGAAGUAUAUUGAGCUCACCGAACACCAGGAUCCGGAGCGUCCCCAGGAGUGCACGCCCAACAUAGAUGGCAUCAAGGCCGAGAGUGUGACCCGCGAAAGAACGAUGCACUCCUUCCACACACUCUUCUGUCGGCGAUGCUUCAAAUACGAUUGCUUCCUGCACCGUCACCAUGUGCAGGGCUUGCAGGGACAUGCUGGUCCCAAUCUGCAAAAGCGUCGUUAUCCGGAGUUGAAAACCUUUGCCGACCCCUGCAGCAACUCCUGCUAUAUGUUGAUUGAUGGUAUGAAGGAAAAGCUGGCGGCCGAUAGUAAAACACCACCCAUUGAUUCCUGCAAUGAGGCCAGUUCUGAGGACAGCAAUGACAGCAACAGCCAGUUUAGCAACAAGGACUUCAGCCAUGAGAACAGCAAGGAUAAUGGUUUGACUGUAAAUAGCGCUGCCGUGGCUGAGAUUAACUCAAUAAUGGCUGGCAUGAUGAACAUCACCAGUACGCAGUGCGUCUGGACUGGCGCUGACCAAGCGCUCUAUCGUGUUUUGCACAAAGUUUAUUUAAAGAACUACUGCGCGAUUGCCCACAAUAUGCUCACAAAGACCUGCCGACAGGUGUAUGAGUUUGCCCAGAAGGAGGACGCCGAGUUCAGUUUCGAGGAUCUGCGCCAGGACUUCACCCCGCCACGCAAGAAGAAGAAGAAGCAACGCCUUUGGUCCUUGCACUGCCGAAAGAUUCAGCUGAAAAAGGACUCGUCAUCGAAUCACGUUUACAAUUACACGCCCUGCGACCAUCCAGGGCAUCCUUGCGACAUGAACUGCUCCUGCAUUCAAACGCAGAACUUCUGUGAGAAAUUCUGCAAUUGUAGCAGCGAUUGCCAAAAUCGCUUCCCAGGCUGCCGAUGCAAAGCGCAGUGCAACACGAAGCAGUGUCCUUGCUACUUGGCUGUGCGCGAGUGUGAUCCAGAUCUUUGCCAGGCCUGUGGAGCGGAUCAGUUCAAGCUGACCAAGAUCACGUGCAAGAAUGUGUGCGUGCAGCGGGGACUGCACAAACACCUGUUGAUGGCCCCCUCCGACAUUGCCGGCUGGGGUAUUUUCCUCAAAGAGGGCGCCCAAAAGAAUGAGUUCAUCUCCGAAUAUUGCGGAGAGAUAAUUUCCCAAGACGAAGCCGAUCGUCGUGGAAAAGUUUACGACAAGUACAUGUGCUCGUUCCUUUUCAAUCUUAACAACGAUUUCGUUGUGGAUGCCACCAGAAAGGGAAACAAGAUAAGAUUCGCCAACCAUUCCAUUAAUCCCAACUGCUAUGCUAAGGUGAUGAUGGUCACCGGCGACCAUCGCAUCGGCAUCUUUGCCAAGCGGGCCAUUCAGCCCGGCGAGGAGCUGUUCUUCGACUACAGAUACGGACCCACAGAGCAGCUCAAGUUUGUGGGCAUCGAACGUGAAAUGGAAAUUGUUUAAUAGUCUACUUAUUAAUCUAUUAUCAUAAAAAGCGAAUAAAACUAUAUUUUUAAAAGACA
Molecule: messenger RNA, 2451 nt
Organism: Drosophila rhopaloa
Lineage: Eukaryota; Metazoa; Arthropoda; Insecta; Diptera; Drosophilidae
Gene: E(z)
Product: histone-lysine N-methyltransferase E(z)
Exons: 8
Coding region: 101-2392 (763 amino acids)
Biological process (GO): chromatin remodeling
Molecular function (GO): histone H3K27 methyltransferase activity; protein binding
Source: RefSeq, a predicted model, not a curated record